Molecule: messenger RNA, 1977 nt
Organism: Klebsormidium nitens
Lineage: Eukaryota; Viridiplantae; Streptophyta; Klebsormidiophyceae; Klebsormidiales; Klebsormidiaceae
Source: the annotation of a GenBank genome assembly
AUGGAGAUGGCUACAUCAGUGCUGCAUCUGCCCCUAAAAUUUGCGGCACACAACCUAGUUCCGGAUGGCUUGGAGGCGUUAUGGCUCAAGACCGCUGGCAUGCCUAGCGAUCUGAUUGUGAAUAUUGCGGAGGCGGGGUUGCACCUCCACAGAUUCCCUCUUUACUCAAGGUCGAGCAAGUUUGCGGAGAUCGCGGAAAUUGACAAGCAUUCAGGGCAGACCUUCGUCAGUCUCGAUGACCUUCCGGGGGGACUCCCCGCCUUUCUGGUGGUGGCGAACUUCUGCUAUGGGUUGGACGUCCGCCUCACGCCGGACAACGUGGCAGCCGUCCGGUGCGCCGCGGCGUUCCUCCGUAUGGACGAAGCCUCCCACUCGCUGCAGGUGUCACUUCUCCCUGUUCAGUUGUGCCUUUCCAGUCUGGGCGGUGCGAGAACCCUCGCGGACUACGCGGACCGGAAGCUGGAGCAGAUGCUCGCGAGCGUCGGCGACGCGAUGGCGGUGACGCGCAGCUGCGAGGCGCUGAUGCCGCUGGCCGAAGAGCUGGGGAUCGUGAAGCGGUGCGUCGAGGCGGUGGCGGGGGCCACCGUUGAGAAGCUUGGGGCCGGCGGUGAAAUGAGCCCCCUCGACACGGAGUCAAUCAUCAGCUUGGGGCUUGUCAUGUUUUCCAAGAUGGUCGAGGGCCUGCGCGCGCACGGCGUCCCGGGCCCCGUCGCGGGCCGUCUCAUCGAGGAGUACGGCAAGAAGUGGCUGCCGCUGCACACGGACGAGGGCGAGAUCACCAAGGAGCUGUGCUACGAGGCCUCCAAAACUCUGCAAACCCUGGUGGACCUGCUGCCGCCGCUGCGCCGGGAGGGCGGCGAGGCGGCCGAGAGCCGCCACCUCAUGCGGCUGCUCAAGGUGGCCAUCCGCUUCGGGGCAACCACGGAGUGCCGGGAGAAGAUACAGGACCGUGCCGGUUCCGUCCUGGACCACGCUUCUCUCGAGGACGUCCUGACGCUGGAGCCAGCGGAAUUGCAAGCGUUGGCGGAAGCCUUCCUUUUCGAGGAGAACACGCGCACUCUGAGCGCGCCCAUGGAAUCGCUGCGCGCUGUGGCGACCCUGAUCGAUGGCUACCUGCGGCGCCGCGUGGCUAAGGGAAUGACCGUCAACUCGUUUUACCGACUGGCCAUGGUCCUCCCCCCCGAGUCCCGCGCCUCCCACGACGAGCUGUUCCACGCGAUGAUGGAGUUCCUGCGCGCGGGCAACAAGCAGCUGACGGACAUGGAGCGCCUCGGGCUGUGCGAAACCAUAAACCCCGCCAAGCUGUCCGACGCAGCCGCGGAGCAGGCGCUAAUGAGCGACGACGUCCCGAUCGCGUACGUCGCCCAGAUCCUCAUGGCGCAGAAGGCCAAGCUCGUGCAGCAGCUAAACGCCAAGCGCGCCGAGGACGGUUCCGCUGAGAUUGCUGCUCUCAAAGACGAGAACGCGCGGCUGAAGGAGGAAAGCGAGAAGGCGCGGUCCAAGCUGAAUGCGGCCGCGCUUUCGUACACGGCAGUGCGUGCGGCGAUGCGGGAGGAGAACCAGACGGAGCUGGUCUCCUUGCGGAUGGCCUACGAGGAGCUCGAGCAGCGCCUGCAAGGGACCCCCAAAGUACCGGUCGCCUUCAGCCCCUCGGGGGUGGGUCUAAGCCCCCCAACCGGAGCUCAUCCCACCAGGCACCCCACCACGACGGUCCCUGCUCGCAACCCAGCCCAGGUCAACGUUAACCCCAGUCUUCGGCAGUUGGUUUUCAAGGCGCCGGUCAGGGAUCCCUCUUCCGUUCAUUGGGCGCAAGGAAAGGCUCCGGGCGCCGUUGGAUUGGAUCAGCCAGCUGGAGACGCCCGUGAAGAGCGGGACGGGGGUGGAAUUGGGCGCUACAAAGAGCCCCCUCAAGAGUUUGAGCCGGAGCAGGCGCCCAACAAGGGCCGUCUCCGGCGGUUGACGAGGAAUGGGAAGUAG